GGACGAUAUAGUUUUCUUUGCCGGGAUUUCACGCUGACGGAUUUUGGACGCUACUUCAACAUUGUUUAAAUGCUCAGACAAUAGACAUAGGUAAUAAAAUGGUAACAAUGGAUAAAGAACAUAUUGCAUGGAUGGAAAGAUCAUUUGACCUUGCAGAAGAGGCAUUAAAAUCAGGAGAGGUUCCUGUAGGAUGUUUGCUAGUGUAUGAUGGGAAGGAAAUUGCUGUAGGCAGGAAUGAAGUGAAUGAAACCAAAAAUGCCACAAGACAUGCUGAAAUAGUUGCCAUUGAUAAAGUUUUAAAAUACUCAGAAGAAAAUGAAUUGGAUUCCAAAGCAGUUUUUAGACAGUGUGUUCUAUAUGUGACAGUUGAACCCUGUAUUAUGUGUGCUGGAGCACUUAGACAAGUGGAAAUCCCCUUAGUUAUUUAUGGAUGUGCUAAUGAUAGAUUUGGUGGAUGUGGAUCCAUCUUGCCAGUUCAUAGUGCAGAGUUACCUUCCCUUGGACCAUCAUUACAAUGUAUAAGUAAUGUGAUGGCUGAACGAGCAAUACAGUUACUCAAAGACUUUUACAAGGGGGAAAAUCUGAAUGCCCCAGAAAAUAAACGUAAAGUUAAAAACAGUUAAACAAAAAAGUAGAUCAACAUAAAUAACAACAUGAACAAAAGACAUAUUUGUGAGCUUUGCUCUAAAUGCAUUAAAAUGAUUCUUAAUAAAUCAUUGAAAAUAUAUUUUUUUUAU
This is a messenger RNA of Mytilus trossulus (common blue mussel), 737 nucleotides long. RefSeq names its product tRNA-specific adenosine deaminase 2-like. The record is from RefSeq and is a predicted model, not a curated record. Gene Ontology annotation, molecular function: tRNA-specific adenosine-34 deaminase activity; zinc ion binding. The transcript is spliced from 2 exons. The coding region runs from base 99 to 623 and encodes 174 amino acids. Gene Ontology annotation, biological process: tRNA wobble adenosine to inosine editing. Gene Ontology annotation, cellular component: cytoplasm; nucleus. Lineage: Eukaryota; Metazoa; Mollusca; Bivalvia; Mytilida; Mytilidae.